Platichthys flesus (European flounder) is the source of this 1138-nucleotide messenger RNA. Its product is annotated as actin-associated protein FAM107A. NCBI's taxonomy places the organism in Eukaryota, Metazoa, Chordata, Actinopteri, Pleuronectiformes, Pleuronectidae. Gene Ontology annotation, biological process: actin filament bundle assembly; regulation of actin cytoskeleton organization; actin filament polymerization. The record is from RefSeq and is a predicted model, not a curated record. Gene Ontology annotation, cellular component: stress fiber; neuron projection; synapse. The transcript is spliced from 5 exons. The coding region runs from base 326 to 727 and encodes 133 amino acids.
CAAAAGUAUCAGUGUGUCAGCUCCACACGAUGGCUAAUGUUUUCUGACAACAACCUCUCAUGAAGGACAAGUACACCUCAGCAUGCAGAAAAAGCUGGGGUGCUCAACGCACGGUCCUCAGGUUUUGCCAUCCAUCAAGCCUUUUCAAACAUCGUCCACCACCUUGCUGCUGCCCCUUCCUUCUGUCCUCCACAACCUGCAAACCAUCCCAGCCCCUGUUCAACUGAAUACACCUCACCUCUAAAUCAUCUUAUCCCUGUGUAGUUCAUUCCCUGACAGUAAAAGUCACAAACAUCAGGACAUCCAGCUGGCGGCCUGUUGCAGGAUGAUAAACAACACUCCACAGACAUCAGAUAAUCACAGAAAAGAUAAUGAUAAAACUGAAACCUGCUCAGGUCAUUCAAACCCCAUCCAGACUUUCAGGACUCACAAUGAGCUUCACAAGGAACUGCUACUUGCCCACAAAAGGGGUCUGGCACUGAGCCGGAGACCAGAACUUCAACAGGUGCUGGAGAGGAGGAAGAGGGCGCAGAGUGAACAGGAAGAUGAGGGACAGAGCAGGACUCCCCUGGAGGAUGUGCUGCUAAGACGUCAGCAGAAGCAACUUGAGAGGGACAAGGAGCAUGAGGAAAAGGUACAAGAAGAAAACCAGAUGAUGGAGUUUGUUAGAGUCCGACAGAACCUCAGAAAGAUCCAUUCAGCAAUCCAAAACAAAAACAAUUUCUGAAAUGCUCCAGGAGAUCGCCCUGCAAUGUGCAAUGCACUUUUUCAAUGUCUUCUAUCCCUGGAAGAGUAACAGCGCAGUUUGAAGACUGUUUAAUGUGAAGUUUAAUGUGUGACAAAUAAUUUAUUAUCAUUAUUAUUAUGAUUUCUCCUGCGAUUAUAUGUCUGUUAGCAUGAUUACGCAAAAACUACUGGACAAAAAAAAAAUAGGGUUAGAUAUAAAUUAUGGAUCAGGAAAUGUUCUUUAUAUUAUGAGAUAAGGUAUUUUUCUACAUUUUUGAGAUUUUUUUAAAUAAAAGAUACAGAGCUCUUACUUACUCUACUACAAAUCAAGCAUAUUUAACGGGAUUGCUGUUUUUUUUUCAAUUUACAUUUAUUUGUUAUAUGUUAGUAAGUAUGAUUACAUAAAAGCACU